AUGAAGGCAAAUGGCCCUAUUGAGAAAGACAUGGCCAGAGAAAGGAAAGAAGAUGCAGAGCUGAGGAAACAAGAGGCCCACCAUCAUAACGCUACAGGUGGACGUGCUGGUGGUACUGGCUUCACCACAGGCGGAUACAACAGAGCUGAAACUGGUAUCUAUGGCGGAGGCGGCGUUCAUGACGUCAACUCUGGUGGUGGUGGUGGUACUGGCCUCACCACUGGUGGAGACACGAACAUAAGUGGGGAGCCUACCAACGCUGGGAGUAGAAGGAACACUAGGGGUACCCAGGAAGAUCGAUUCUACUGA
Messenger RNA from Hibiscus syriacus, 309 nucleotides. RefSeq names its product late embryogenesis abundant protein D-113-like. The transcript has a single exon. The record is from RefSeq and is a predicted model, not a curated record. Bases 1 to 309 code for a protein of 102 amino acids. Lineage: Eukaryota; Viridiplantae; Streptophyta; Magnoliopsida; Malvales; Malvaceae.